ACCUCCGCAGGCGUCCUCUGAUUGGCUCAUUUGAAACGGCGCUUCCUCCCCACUUGUAUCCCUUGAACAAGUGGGCAGUCUCUCUUUCUGUAUCACCUGCUUAUUUCCAAGCGACGUCCAGGAAAAAGAAAACAAUGGACCACCAGCCGCUGAGAGCUAAUGAGUCUGCGCUGAAGUGAGAACAUCAUCGCGUUGUCGUGUUAUUGGUGACUGUUUACUUGUGUGGAAGUUGGGAAAUCUGCUUUUGUCAUGACUCAGAAAAGCAGGAAACUCUCAGUGGGCAGUUCAGUCGUGGACGAGCGCUCCCCUCUUUUUACGAGAAGAGGCAUCGGGAAGAAGUGCAGCCGGAGCCAGAGCCUGAAUUUGGGGACUGUCAAACAGCAGCAUGGCAGGCAGCUAAAUCAAAGCUUGAGGAUGGGCAACAGGGACCAGAUCACAGCAGGAGAUUAUCUUAGCAGAUCGGACGGGCUCACCAUCACUCACAGCUACAUAAAGUACAAUAAAACCUUCCACAAACUGUUUCAAGAGAUCCCCGCGGAGGAGAGGCUGACACACACGUUUACCUGUUCCUUGCAGAGGGAGGUCCUGUAUCACGGAAAACUCUUUGUUUCGGAGAACAGCGUGUGCUUCUACUCAUCUGUGCUGCUGAAAGAGACCAAGGUGGUGAUUGCUAUUUCCAGUGUGAAGGAGAUAAAGAGACAUAACCCAACCCUGUCUGUGCUGUCUGUGCUAACAUCCAGCGGAGAGAAGUAUUUGUUUGCAUCAGUGAGGAACUAUAAUGUCUGUUGCAAACUCCUCCAAAGCCUCUGCUGUCAGCCUCAGGAGAGCAGCCCAAGCAGCAGCCCUUACCUGUCCUCUGCAGAGUUUGAGCAUGAUGCGGCCUCCAGCUUUUCCAGUUUAGAGGACAGUUUCGAGAGCGUUGUUCUCAGCGACAGCAUUUCUCUGAUCGACGGUGGAGCUGACGGCACAUGCAAGUCCGCAGAGGGAGGCGGUUUUACAAAUGAAAAUGACCGAGCUGGGUCUUGGAUUUGGAGGUUCCUUGAGAAAGUUACGCUUUUAUUGUUCUUCAGAGAAGUUCUGAGUCUAAGAGUUGUCUUCCACAUCUUCCUGAUCCUAAUGUUGCUGCUGCUCUUGUUGUCCGGCUACAUCGGGCUGAGGAUCACCGCUCUGGAAGAGCAGCUGAGCUCUCUAGGAGCCCUGACCGAUCUGUCUCCGCUCUACGCAGAGUACCAGAAAACAUAAACACCUGUAACAAAGACAUCUUGACAAUAACACAUACUGACUUUAAUAAUGUAUAUUUAAACGAAGCAUGUAUAAUAUAACUUUUUUUUUUUCCAGUAUUGCACACAAAUACUUUUCACAACAGAAAUCAAACUUGAUGUUCUACAUCAAAGUUGAUGUUCUACAUACAGCUAAUCUUAAAGGUACUUCUGGGUUCUAUAAAACCCAGACGUACAUGUGUUGGCUUUCUGUUUCAGUGUACCAAAGGUUUCUAAAAGUUACCUCCACAAAUUUCUUUCGUACAAUUGCUAAAAUCAACUUCGUACUUCUGCCAACCCAAUCCUUGAAAUGUGUGGAAUAUACCAGAGUUCUGAUAAGUGUGAUCUUGGUUUCAUUAAGACCCAAAGUGUUUAAAGGUGCAUUAUUCACAACAGACAAUAUAAUGGUUAAUUUCCUUUUAUUUAACUGACAGACAUAGCACAGUUUUGACAGGUGUAACUUAGUGCUGCCCUUCCCCCACUUGUUGCUGUACUGUGGCAAAAGAUGGUGCUUUUAUCAAGGUGUGCAGUUCUUAAAAAUGCAGUUUAGAUAAUAGCUAAUCUCAUUGGAGAUUAGUUAUUACUUAUCCAGUGAGAUUAGUAAUAAUUAAUCUCAUUGGACUACUUCACAGGUCUUUGCUUAAAUCUAUUUAUCAAAAAAUAAUGUUAUGCAUAUAUUACAACUCUAGAACUGUUAUUUUAGUGGCUAUGUUUGUUCCACCAAAUAGAUCAUAUUUCACUUUUAUGUUUGGUGUUUGUUCUUCUGUAAAGUGAAUACUAUAAAACUAUAUUAGUUUUACUCAAGUCGGAGGUGUGUGUAGGAAUCGCAUGCAUGUGAGCGUCAGAAGCUAACAAAGAAGCUGGAGACAACUAGCGUACCUUGGCAGUGAUUGUUUUUUUUGUUUGUUUGUUUUAAUUAUGUUGCUUGGUUCAGCUAUUUUUGAAAAUCGAAGAACAGACUCAGUCUAACUCGGCCGGAAUAUAAACUCCCUAGGUCUUUAUUUUUAAGCCCCACACACAAUGGUGGUGUUCUUUUAUUGCACCUUUCGAAUUGAUGUACUUCAGCCUGUUAAUGACAGCAACUGGCCACCAGAGGGCAGUAAGCCACUACAGAUUUAUUAAACCAGAGUAGCAAUGGCGUCCCGAUUUUGCUUGAGCUACCUUACGUUUACCCCAAAAAACAAUUAAUACGUAGAAACCAAAACCACCUUAAGAUUCUUCAAAAACUAAUAUAAAAAGGGUCAAAUUUUCUAUUUUGAUUCACUGUUGGCAAAUUGUUUUUCACAAUUGAAGAAUUUUCUGGCACCAAUUGUUUGUAAAAUGUGCUCUGACAGUAUGAAUUUAAUACAUAAUUUAAAGCUGAUUUCUUUUACCUGAAACUUAUCGUUUUUACAAGAAUCCCUAACAUUUUCAUUCAUCACUUCCAACAUGGCAGAAGUCUUAAAUGCACAAAUAUUUGCCUGCCUUUGUAACUGCAUAGUGGAAUAUAUGUAAAUUUAUGGACUGUACGUAAUAAAAAAAAAUCACCCAAUUUCAUGUUUUUGUACGUAAGUGAUUUUAUUUUGUCGUCCAUAAAAAGGUCAAGAUUCAGUCCCAUGAAUUCAUUUCAUUACAUCAUAUUUUCAGUUUAAAAAAAAGCAACAUAAAAUUACAAAUUAUAAUACAAAGAAAAGAACAGGUAAGUACAGUAACCAUAUAAACAGUCUACUAAUAGGUUCUACAUCCCUCCCACCCCAACAUCAGACCCUGUCAAUCUCUAGCACACACACAAAAAAAACCCAUUACAUCAGUUAGUAUCAGCAUUAAAAAAAAAUUCAGAUAAACGUCCUCUUUCUUUUUCUUUUUUGGAGUUUUAAUGUUUCAACGCCAAGAAUUCACCUUUAUCCUCACAUUGACAACACAAGAUUAUGUUCCAUCCCAUCAUUUGCUCAGCAAAACACAACAGACAUGCAUACAGUUUAUACUGCUUAUCUCCCCGCCCUCCCUCUCACCCACCCCAA
This is a messenger RNA of Gambusia affinis (western mosquitofish), 3259 nucleotides long. RefSeq names its product GRAM domain-containing protein 2B-like. The transcript is spliced from 13 exons. NCBI's taxonomy places the organism in Eukaryota, Metazoa, Chordata, Actinopteri, Cyprinodontiformes, Poeciliidae. The record is from RefSeq and is a predicted model, not a curated record. Bases 250 to 1242 code for a protein of 330 amino acids.